Molecule: messenger RNA, 1800 nt
Organism: Neopsephotus bourkii (Bourke's parrot)
Lineage: Eukaryota; Metazoa; Chordata; Aves; Psittaciformes; Psittacidae
Gene: MAPKAPK5
Product: MAPK activated protein kinase 5
Exons: 14
Coding region: 278-1699 (473 amino acids)
Biological process (GO): protein autophosphorylation; peptidyl-serine phosphorylation; negative regulation of TOR signaling
Cellular component (GO): nucleus; cytoplasm
Molecular function (GO): calmodulin binding; mitogen-activated protein kinase binding; ATP binding
Source: RefSeq, a predicted model, not a curated record
UGCCUGGCUGCCGGGCGGCGGCGGCGGCUCCGCGGCGGCGGCGGCUCCCGGGCUGAGCAGCGGCUCCGGGCUCCCUCCUCCGCCUCCCCGCGAGGUCCCGGCCCGCCCCGGCCUGCCCGGGCGGGGAUGAGGCGUUGCGGAGGUGGCACAAAGGCUCCUCCGGGGCUGCCCGUUGCCUAACGCGGCCCAGCGCCCCCCGGGCCGGCUCUGCCGCCGACUCCGUGCUUGUGCCUCGCCGGCCCUCGGCCUCCGCAGCCGCCCGCAGCCGCGCGGGAGGAUGUCGGAGGAUCAGGACAUGGACAAGAUGAUCAAGGAAACCUCCAUUUUAGAGGAGUACAACAUUAACUGGACUCAGAAGCUGGGAGCUGGGAUCAGUGGUCCUGUUAGAGUCUGCAUGAAAAAAGCCUCUCAAGAACGCUUUGCACUGAAAAUCCUUCUUGAUCGUCCAAAAGCUAGAAAUGAGGUACGUCUGCACAUGAUGUGUGCAACACAUCCCAAUAUUGUUCAGAUUAUUGAAGUUUAUGCUAACAGUGUGCAGUUCCCACAUGAAUCCAGCCCAAGGGCUCGGCUCCUAAUUGUAAUGGAGAUGAUGGAAGGGGGAGAGCUAUUUCACAGAAUCAGCCAGCACCGGCACUUUACUGAGAAGCAAGCAAGCCAAGUAACAAAGCAGGCAACUUUGGCUUUGCAGCAUUGCCACUCACUAAACAUUGCACAUAGAGACCUCAAGCCUGAGAAUCUCCUCUUCAAGGAUAACUCUCUGGAUGCUCCUGUUAAAUUGUGUGACUUUGGAUUUGCCAAAGUAGACCAAGGUGACUUGAUGACACCACAGUUCACUCCAUAUUAUGUAGCACCUCAGGUAUUGGAGGCACAAAGACGGCAUCAGAAAGAAAAAUCUGGUAUUAUCCCCACCUCUCCAACACCUUACACUUACAACAAGAGCUGUGACUUGUGGUCCCUGGGUGUCAUUAUUUACGUGAUGCUGUGUGGAUACCCUCCGUUUUACUCCAAACACCACAGUCGGACAAUUCCAAAGGACAUGCGGAAAAAGAUCAUGACAGGAAGUUUUGAAUUCCCAGAGGAAGAGUGGAGCCAGAUCUCAGAAAUGGCGAAAGACAUUGUGCGAAAGCUGCUGAAGGUCAAACCUGAGGAGCGUCUGACCAUUGAAGGUGUGCUGGACCAUCCCUGGCUCAACUCCACUGAGGCACUUGAUAACAUCCUCCCCUCUGCCCAGAUGAUGAUGGACAAGGCAAUGGUAGCAGGGAUACAACAGGCUCAUGCAGAGCAGCUUGCAAACAUGAGGAUCCAGGACCUGAAAGUCAGUCUCAAACCUCUUCACUCCGUCAACAACCCAAUCCUGCGCAAAAGGAAACUACUGGGCACUAAGCCGAAGGAUGGUGUUUAUAUCCAUGACCCUGAGAAUGGAAGCAACGAUUCCAACGUGGCUCUGGAAAAGCUGAGAGAUGUGAUUGCUCAGUGCAUUCUACCACAGGCUGGUAAAGGAGAGAAUGAAGAUGAGAAGCUGAAUGAAGUGAUGCAGGAGGCAUGGAAGUAUAAUAGAGAGUGUAAGUUACUGCGAGACACUCUUCAGAGCUUCAGCUGGAACGGCAGAGGAUUCACAGACAAAGUGGAUCGACUAAAACUGGCAGAAAUAGUAAAACAAGUGAUCGAAGAGCAGACAAACUCCCAUGACUCUCAAUAGCUGGAGCUUCUUAAUCUUAUUUUUUUUACCAUUUAAGAUUUAUUCUUUAACUGUAAAAAGUAUUUUUAUGUAAAUUAAUAAAUCAUAAUUAUUUCAUUAAA